This is a messenger RNA of Cercospora beticola, 1125 nucleotides long. RefSeq lists its product as uncharacterized. The record is from RefSeq and is a predicted model, not a curated record. Lineage: Eukaryota; Fungi; Ascomycota; Dothideomycetes; Mycosphaerellales; Mycosphaerellaceae.
AUGUCUACUGGGAAGAAGCGCGAUAUCGCUAACCUCCAGUCGAGUGCUGACGAAGGGGACGAAAUCGAAUCUGGACGAUCAAGCAAGAAGCAUUGUGCCCAGAUCUCCACCGAUGAGGACCCUUCAAGCGCCAUUGUCGCUUUCACGGAGAGCAACAUGAACAUAUUCUCGUUCUUCGCCCUACCACGAGAACUACGAGACAUGAUCUACGACGAAAUGAAAGAAAAGCGAACCACAGAAUUCGACACCAAGACUGCUCUCCGCGCAUCGACUUACGCCUUAGUGCCUCGAAACACAGCCAUCUCUCGCCAAUUCUAUGACGAAGCGAUGGACCGUGUUGAAGAGCUUCCAGAGCUGAGGUUAACCGACACUCACGCCUUUCUCUUCGAUGAUCCCAUUCAGAUUCCUGAAUCUCUGCAUGCCACGACAGUCACAUUGCAACUUGGGGUGAAAGAACUCCCCUUCGACCUAACAGGACACGAGCAAUGGUGUGAUGCAUCCCAUCCUGAUAGCAAACGCCUGCUCCACAUCGAACUCCAAAAAGAAAAAUUCAACAAUACCAACACCAAGGAACGAAGUUGCCAGAGCCAAAUCCACAUCAACGAAAGAACGAAAAUGAAAUCAGCCACCAAGCUCGCGACACUCCUCCUCAUUGCUGGCAUCGAGGGCUUCACCUUCACAGCUCCAGACACAUCAGCACCUCUCAAUCUCUCCGCACCCAGCAUCGAUAUCCGCUGGGACACAGGCGAUCAACCAUACAAUGAAGUAGACAUUCGAUUGAAAGCCGUAACGGAUGGCUCCACUAGCUUCGCAUACACCCUCGCAGAGAACAUCUCAAUUGCCGACGGCAGCUUGACAUGGCGGCCUGCGAACGUGUCGGAAGCUUUGCAGAGCACACAAGUUGAGCUUCCUGAUGGGAAGGAAUUCGCGUUCGAGGCCCUCUUGCACAACACAAACUCUACCGCUGGGGCCGGGAUCGAGUCGGAGAUGUACUCUGUCACGGGUUAUCCAUAUGUCGGAUCAGAGAAGGGAGGAGAGCCAAGGACGUUGUCGGCGACCUCAGCGCAGACGCGUGCGGGAGUGGUAAUGGCUGUGCUGGCGUCGAUAGUUGUUGCUCGUCUGUAG